UGGAAGGCGGUCUAAGCCCUAACGAUAAGCUAGCGCGACCAGCGGUGAGCUAAUUGGGUGGAGAAUACUAAAUAUUAUUUAUUCAAUUUGAUCUAAGAGCACAAUACAUAAAUCCAUUCAGUUGCAUAAUAUCGAAUCGAAGUCACUUUUGGGUCACUUUUGGUCCUGUGUGCAACACAACAAGAUGCCAAACAAUCAGGAUAUGGAUUAUUCGCAAUCAAAGGAUGCUUACGGGCUAGAUUCAAAUGCCAGCGUACCUUCAGAGCUAUCAAAAAAAGAAGUCACACCACAAACCUAUGGAGCAAGCUCCAGCGGCUCCUUGUCUAUCCCCGGUGAAAACAGAAAUGCAGAUUCCAGCGACAGUUUACUUGAAUCAGGAGAUCAGGAUUCUGGAAAUAUUCUCCCUAGGGAUAUACAAUUAAAAACACCCACUUAUGAUUAUGCCUUUGAGAAAUCAAUGAGCCACGCAGAAGCAAAGCUGUUUUACCAGCACCACCAAUUUGGAUCCCGCAAUGGCGACUGUGAAUAUCCUAGUGAAAUACCAGCCAUGGCAACCUUGAUUACCAAUGAUAGCGACCCAAAAGACAUGGACGGCUCACCCCCGCUAAUUGGAUCUAGCACUUUGCAGACCUAUCAAAGAAAGGAUCUUUCCCAAGAUGCACACCAUGCAGGUGACCUUGCUGCUUUUAAGGCAUUUUCCGAAGUCUAUAGGACACGGCAACAAGGCCGUGAAGGAGAGGAAAUCCAUUUGUCCCCGCAGGAAAACUUGGAGAACGUGAGCGACGGCUCUGGGGCGAUCCACGGUAUGAUGAACAUCACAGCAGACAGCAGCACUGUCACCUCUGAACUACAUGUGAUUUAUCGCAAGAUCAGAAGUUUGCUUGACCGGCGGGCGAAUUACAUCCAACUGUCUUUACAAGGCCCCAACGAUAACCCGAAGGAUCGUCCUGAUUGGGAUGUUUACCCACCACCCCCAGAGCCUGCUUGGGACAACGAGGGAGACCUUGGUAAAACUAGCGAGGCCGUUCAAAGCGACCAGAAAAAACGGAAAAUGGGCCAAGAUAUUGGCGAGGACUUUGACAUGACACAGUGCUUGCCACUACCACAAGAUUCCAGUUGGGUGUUUAGACUGGAUGAGAAUAGUGUGUACCAAGUUUAUGAAAAUGAUGUAGCCGCUGGUUUACGACAGCCUGUGGUCAAGAUACCGUCCUUAAGAGACUUCUACAUGGACCUUGACGCAAUCACGGAUAUAUCAACAGAUGGGCCCGCAAAGAGCUUUGCGUUCAAACGUCUGUCAUACUUGGAGGGAAAGUUUCAGCUCUAUGCUCUGUUGAAUGAAUACCAAGAAAUAGCAGACAGCAAGAAAGUUCCUCAUAGGGAUUUCUAUAAUGUUCGAAAAGUCGAUACGCAUGUUCAUCACUCGGCGUGUAUGAAUCAAAAGCACCUUCUUCGAUUUAUCAAGAGCAAGAUGAAAAAGUCACCCGAUGAAGUAGUCUUAUUCAGGGACGGGAAACACCUGACCUUAAAGGAAGUCUUUGAGAGUAUUAACUUAACCGCUUAUGACUUGAGUAUCGACACGCUUGACAUGCAUGCGCAUACUGAUUCAUUUCAUCGAUUUGAUAAGUUCAACCUCAAAUACAACCCUGUUGGUGAAUCGCGGUUGCGCGAAAUAUUUCUCAAGACAGAUAAUUUCAUCAAGGGGAGAUAUCUAGCAGAGAUCACUAAAGAGGUUAUCUCAGAUUUGGAAUCCAGUAAAUACCAAAUGGUGGAAUGGCGUAUCUCAAUAUAUGGAAGGUCAAUCCAAGAAUGGGACAAGCUUGCAGCCUGGGUUGUCGACAACAAAUUGUUUUCUCCCAACGUUCGUUGGCUGAUCCAAGUACCCCGACUCUACGAUGUUUACAAGUCAAGUGGAAUGAUGGAGAAUUUUGAGCAGGUGAUCACAAAUGUUUUUCAACCGUUAUUUGAAGUGACGAAAAAUCCGGGUAGCCACCCUAAACUUCACAUAUUUUUGCAGCGUGUGGUUGGAUUUGAUAGUGUCGACGACGAGAGCAAAGCGGAGCGGCGACUUUACAGGAAGUACCCAAUUCCAAGGGAGUGGAAUACCAAACAAAACCCACCAUACAGCUACUGGAUUUAUUUCAUGUUCACUAAUAUCGCCUCACUCAACAUCUGGCGCAAUAAGCGUGGUUUCAAUACUUUUGUCCUGAGACCACACUGUGGCGAAGCCGGCGACCCGGACCAUCUCGCAGUGGCGUUUCUCUGCUGUCACAGCAUCAGUCACGGAAUCCUGCUGAGGAAAGUUCCUCUACUACAGUACCUUUACUACCUGGACCAGAUAGGCAUUGCUAUGUCACCUCUCAGCAACAAUGCGCUGUUUCUAACAUAUGAUAAAAACCCAUGUGCCAAUUUUUUCAAAAGGGGCCUCAAUGUCUCCUUGUCUACUGAUGAUCCCCUACAGUUCGCCUUCACAAAAGAACCCUUAAUCGAAGAGUAUUCGGUUGCGGCACAGAUCUACAAGUUCAGUGCAGUGGACAUGUGUGAGCUUGCCAAGCAUUCAGUGGAACAGAGUGGCUUUGAGCUUUCUUUGAAGAAAAGGUGGCUUGGCAGCAAUUGUUGCCUGCCAGGAGUUGCAGGAAACAAUGUUGCGAAAAGCAAUGUCCCUGACAUACGUGAACAAUUCCGACAUGAAACACGAAUAGGGGAGCUGAAACUAAUUGAAAGAUAUGCGCGUACAGUAGAUGACGCAACAAUUGGACAAAGAGCUUUCACUUCUGCUGAUCAUCUCCCAGCGCUAGUGAACAAAAGUCAAACCAAUCACAGUUCAGGGUUGUCUCAGGGCAUGGGCCAAGCAAGUUGUCCAAAGGGAACCGAUGAGCAGCCUAGCUAUCCCAGUGUCCAACCGAGUGAAGAAAGUUCUCAUGCGCAAUCACGUAUUGUAGAACCUGUCCUAAUGAACAGCACAAGCACUGCCACUACUCUUGGGCAGCACAGUACAUCCUUUGUCACCCCCGGUAGCACAGAUGUAACCGCAUCUGGGUCGGACUGUCUGCCGGAGCCAAAGAUCUUCCCCGGUAUUGUGCAUGAAAGAGUUCAUCGGGGUAGUAUUCCAGUUCUUGAGGUGACGGGGAUGGAUCGGGAGGAAGGAAGUGGAAAUGGGGAGUAAGAGAUUCACAAUGUCCCUGUAGUGCUCAAAAGUAUGAUGUCAGAAUAGGACUGAACAUCCAGGUCUACUGCCAGAAUUAUUGCUUCUAAUUCCGGUCCUAGUGACUUUGAAUUAAGCUUCAUGACUUAUACUAAACUAGAGCUAUUAAACUUAAUGCCAUUAUUGCAG
Aspergillus heteromorphus CBS 117.55 is the source of this 3331-nucleotide messenger RNA. RefSeq names its product AMP deaminase. The record is from RefSeq and is a predicted model, not a curated record. The transcript is spliced from 4 exons. Gene Ontology annotation, molecular function: AMP deaminase activity. Gene Ontology annotation, cellular component: cytosol. Gene Ontology annotation, biological process: AMP metabolic process; IMP salvage. Lineage: Eukaryota; Fungi; Ascomycota; Eurotiomycetes; Eurotiales; Aspergillaceae. Bases 185 to 3163 code for a protein of 992 amino acids.